Rotaria sordida is the source of this 1732-nucleotide messenger RNA. The record is from the annotation of a GenBank genome assembly. NCBI's taxonomy places the organism in Eukaryota, Metazoa, Rotifera, Eurotatoria, Philodinida, Philodinidae.
UACAUAGUGUUCUAAUAAAAACUUGGUUCUUAUUGAGAUUUGGCUAACGAGGGAACCGCCCGAGGUGCCCAACGCCGAUUUCCAUUAUUCAUACGUCGUUUGAUAGAGAGCAUCGAGAUAGUAAAAAGCCUAAAAGAAUUUGGGCUGACAGCUCUUUGAGUGCGUACUGUGACAACAGUUGUUGGAAAAGUUCCUGUUGAUUCUGAAUGUGUAUGAAUGUUGGGAAAUGUUCAUGUUUAUUGUGAAAAUAAUCAUGUAUUUGAUUGUAUGCUGAAUCAAGUAGGAAACUUGAGUCAUAAUUUCAUAUUAAACUGUUUUGUUGUGUUUUUUUUAGACAAAUGUUGAAAAUAAUAAUAAUAAAUUUUAUUUAAUGCAAUUACUUAAAGGCAAUGAUUGUAAAAAAUAUUAUGUUUGGUUACGUUGGGGACGAGUUGGAUAUAAUGAACAAAAUAAUUUAGAACAUUUUGGUUGUGAUUUAGAUGAAGCAAAAAGAUUUUUUUGUCAAAAAUUUAGUGAUAAAACAAAGAAUGAUUUUUAUUAUCGUCAUACGUUUACAAAAUAUCCUGGAAAAUAUGAUUAUGUUCAACUUGAUUAUAAUCCAUCGACAUUCGAAAAAGUUGAUGAAAACAAUAAAAAACAACUCGUAGCUAUUGAACAAUUAAAAAGUCUACCUGCACCAGAAUCAAAACUUGAUAAACGUACACAAAAUCUUAUUCAAUUAAUAUGUAACAUACAAGCUAUGGAAGAAGCAUUACUUGAAAUGAAAUUUGAUGCAAGAAAAAAUCCUCUCGGUAAAUUAAGUUCAACACAAAUUAAAGCAGGUUAUGCAGCAUUAAGAGAAAUUGAAACAUAUAUAAAAACAAAUAAAUUUAAUUCUGCAUUUAUUGAAGCAAAUAAUACUUAUUAUACUCUAAUUCCACAUGAAUUUGGUCGAAAUACUCCACCAUUAAUAAAAACUAUUCAACAAUUAAAACAUGAAAUUGAAUUACUUGAAGCACUUGAUGAUAUUGAAAUAGCAUUUACAACAUUAAAUACAGAUCCAAAUACACGUUUGAAUCCAAUUGAUCAACAUUAUGAACAAUUAAAAUGUAAAUUAUAUUCUAUUGAAAAAAAUGAAGAUAUUUAUAUAUUAAUUGAUAAAUAUCUUCAAUCAACACAUGCAUCAACACAUCAACAAUAUAAAAUGGAAAUAGAAUAUGUGUUUAAAGUUGAAAGAGAAAAUGAAAAUACAUUAUUUAAAGAUGUUGGAAAUAAAAUGCUUCUUUGGCAUGGUUCACGUUUGGCUAAUUUUGCGGGUAUUAUGAGGCAAGGUUUACGUAUUGCACCACCUGAAGCACCUGGAACUGGUUAUAUGUUUGGAAAAGGUUUAUAUUUUACUGAUAUAAGUAGUAAAAGUGCUAAUUAUUGUUAUCCAACACCAAGUAAAAAUACUGGUCUUGUUCUCCUUACUGAAGUUGCACUUGGUAAAUGUCAUGAAUUACUUCAUGCUGAUAAUAAUGCUCAUCGAUUACCAGAAGGUUUAUCAAGUGUUAAAGGUCUUGGUUCAAUAGCACCGAAUUUAAAAAAUGCAGUUACAUUAGAUGAUGGUGUUGUUGUUCCUAUGGGUCCUGCUGAAUCAACUAAUGUAGUUAAUCCAAAAGGUUAUACACUUAAUUAUAAUGAAUAUAUUGUUUAUGAUACAAAACAAGUUCGAAUACGAUAUUUAAUUAUAUUAAAUUUUUUGUUUAAAUAG